AUGGGCGAAGAAAAAUUACUUGUGUCCAUUGUAACUACGUCAUGCCACUUGCACAGGGACCCCGUGGAGGAGAUAGUGCGAAAGUUGGCCGGCCCUGACGAACGAGAGGCGGCGAGAACAGCACCAUCAAAGGUAGAAAUGUAUCGAGGGAUCACGGUGGAGGAGCUCGGCGCAAAAUGGCUGGAGGCAGUUCUUGAGCUCGAGAAAAGAGAGAUUACGGUCGCUAACGCCGAACACGCCUUGGAAGGAGCACUCUCAAUCAGGGAGUUCGAUGGAUCCCUCAUUCGCCACGAGACGUUCGUCUUUCUGGACGUCGUUUGGCUGUCCAGGAUUCUCAAGCCCUUGCUCAAUCACAAGGACCAGGAGACCUUCGAGGGCUUUGUGAAGCUUGGGGACAAUGGCGACUCGUGUAUCACCCUCCACGACCAGGUGGACAUCGCUUCGUGGCGCAGGCUCAAGAGCGAGGGUAUCCUCGAACCCAGGUUGGCGCAUGUCAUAUGGCCUGCUGGCUUGUCCGAGUACGUGCUCCCUACCCUGGUGUCCCUGGGUUUGACGUUUCCACUCGAAAACGAUGACGCCGGGGGGUUGGUAGUUCUACUUCGGCUAAAGCCCGGCCGCCCCGCGCGUGUGGGCAAAGUGAUCGACACGUUCUGCUCGCAGAACAUCCCUGUAUUCAGCGCUAGCUGGAAGAUUUUUCUCGGUGUGCCGGCGGGUGCGAUGGAAAAAGUAUUGACUCGGUGCUGCAGCAUUGGUGGUGUGCAGACGUUUUGGCGCUUUGGGGUGCUUGUCCACGGCAGCUUUGGCGACGCGCGAGAUGGCAGCGGGGAUUUCGCCGUGGUCUUAGAGUACUCGUCCAUCAACAAUGAGCUCACCGCUCAGAUAUAUGGCGAUAAAAGCCAACCUGCUCCGUGGGCAGCGCUUUCGUACGUCAUCUCUUCCGUGAGGUUUGUGCUGUUGGAGUUUCCAGGGCUGCGCUGGAGAGGCUUGCUAAAGUGUCCUCAGCAUGGCGACCCAAUGCUUUUGGACAGCGAGGUGUACCGAAGGAGCCAUUCAGGAACGUUGCCCGUUCUCAAGUUUCCGUUGGAAGCCCUCAACUUCGAGAUCUACGACCGUACCAUCUUGCAAGGAGACCAACUUCUGCUGGAAAGCGCUGGAUGCCGGCAAUGCAGUCCCAAGAUUAGGGGGCAAGGGGCAGCGGCCAUCAAGCUCUUGCGUAUGGUCGACAUCCGACUUGAGCGAGACGUGGUUUUCGACGAGGUCAAGGCGAGGUUCUUGGAAUGCGAACACAUCUUCUCUCGUCCGACGCUGAGUGUGGCCGUUCUGUGCCUGUCGUCGCGUCAUGUUUGUACAAAGCAGGAUCCUUCCCAGGAGCAGGGCGAGUUGAUUCGAAAGAUGGACGACGUGGCCACAGCUGUGGAAGUGGGGAUCAGCAACCUAGAGGGCGUGGUGAAGGGAGGGUUCCACGACACCAACACCGAGUUGCGUGGCGUGAAAAAGGAAGUGAAGGACGGGUUCAGCAUGAUAUCGGGAAGGCUGGAUAAGGUGCUGGAGAGCACCCAGGAAAGCCUCAUGCGCAUCAGGCACUUGCAGGCCCCGAACUACCGUUACCCUCGCCUCGUGGUCGUCAAGGAGGUUGGAUCUGAUGGCACUGCAUCGAAGGCUCAUGGGAAGAAGAGUUUGCUGAGCAAGCUGCGUCUUUUAGGGAAGAAAGAUAUGACACUUCACUUCUUGUGCCCGGUCGACAUGACAAAGGUACCGUGCGGCUAUGGUGGUGAAGGCUAUCGAUUUCAGGAGACGCGUGGCUGGGUAAAGAAAAUAUCGCCUGUCCUUCAGGUGGCCGUGGUGACUGCGAAGGUGGCGCUCAACGCAACGACAGGGCUGGACGUGGACAUCUCGAAUUUCCUGAAGGACGUGAAAGAUGGGUUGGUCAAUGAGCUAGUCGACCGGACUCUCGACGAGGCGCUGCUCCGUGCUGUUUCGGGUGACGACGACAUCGGGGCAGAGUUGCAAACGGAUACGAGGGCCUCGUAUGAAGCGCUGAAGAAGUUCAUGGACCAGGAACAAGUUGACAGGGUUAAGAACGCCCGGGAUGGUGAUGGCUACAUCGACUUAAGGGACGAGAUGAAACGUGUCACCGACGGGAGGGGCGGGAUGGUGUGGGUUCGGAACGACAAUGUUCAAAAGUGGUUGGACUCGCAUUCGAUUGCUGCUCCAACUCGCUAGCCGUCGGUCUUGUUUGGUGCAGCGUAUGCACCUGAAACCACCCUCACCGGAUUCUAUCCCUUUGGCGGACGUUGUUGUACCCAAGGGGUCCAGACUACCGUUGGGUAUUACCUUGAAGGGAUAUUUCGACUUGGGAGAACGAGCGUAUCUCGUUCUGUGGUUUGUCGUUGUCGGUGCCUGUCCGUCAAGUUCACCCGAAACACCAGGGCUUGGUAGAGGGUGGUUGACCAGUAUCCCGAGAAUCCACGCAUUCCGGUAGCUUAUG
This is a messenger RNA of Ectocarpus sp. CCAP 1310/34, 2488 nucleotides long. The record is from the annotation of a GenBank genome assembly. Lineage: Eukaryota; Phaeophyceae; Ectocarpales; Ectocarpaceae.